Molecule: messenger RNA, 411 nt
Organism: Moesziomyces aphidis
Lineage: Eukaryota; Fungi; Basidiomycota; Ustilaginomycetes; Ustilaginales; Ustilaginaceae
Source: the annotation of a GenBank genome assembly
AUGUUUGCAACAACAUCACGAUUCAUGGCGGCCUUCGCCAGACCAAGCUUCUUCGCACUUCGCUCGCCCUUGACACCAGUGAGACCAUCCUCUCUUUCGAGCUCGUUCAACGCCACGCGAAUGUUCUCGACAUCUCGCAUCGCCGAGGCGAGCCCGCGCAAGAAGCACCUCGCACAGCACGGCAGUGGCGGCAAGCUCAAGUCGCAUACCGGCACCAAGAAGCGCUGGACGCCCCUCGGCAGCGGCAGCGGCAAGGCGUACCAGCUCGACUUCAAGCGAGGACUGGCAGGAAAGCGACAUUUGAACUCGCACAUGUCCAGAGACCGUCUCAACGGCCUUGGUGGUACCGUCCUCAGCCCGCGAGGCAGGAUCAACAGGACGCUUAGGAGGUUGCUAGGCCCCAGCCUCUGA